Molecule: messenger RNA, 1018 nt
Organism: Ogataea polymorpha
Lineage: Eukaryota; Fungi; Ascomycota; Pichiomycetes; Pichiales; Pichiaceae
Product: extracellular signal-regulated kinase
Exons: 1
Coding region: 88-996 (302 amino acids)
Biological process (GO): intracellular signal transduction; protein phosphorylation
Cellular component (GO): cytoplasm; nucleus
Molecular function (GO): protein serine/threonine kinase activity; ATP binding
Source: RefSeq, a predicted model, not a curated record
GGAGCAUACGGGAUUGUCUGCUCCGCCAUAUAUAAACCGUCUCAGCAAAAGGUCGCCAUCAAGAAAAUCCAACCUUUUGAGCGUACUAUGUUUUGUCUACGGACACUGCGUGAGCUGAAACUACUAAAGCAUUUCAACCACGAAAACAUUAUCGGAAUACUGGAUAUUCAGAUACCUUAUGAUUUUGACAGCUUCAAUGAAGUUUAUCUGAUCCAAGAGUUGAUGGAGACAGACUUGCAUCGCGUCAUUAGAACUCAGACGUUAAGUGACAAUCACUGCCAGUACUUUAUUUACCAGACUCUACGUGCGCUCAAGGCACUGCAUUCAGCAAAUGUGCUUCACCGCGACCUCAAACCGUCCAACUUGCUGCUGAACUCUAACUGCGACCUCAAAAUAUGCGAUUUUGGUCUCGCUCGUUCGGUAGCAUCUCAAGAGGACAAUUUCGGGUUUAUGACAGAAUACGUGGCAACCAGAUGGUACCGCGCGCCUGAGAUUAUGUUGACAUUCCAGGAGUAUACGACUGCCAUUGAUGUUUGGUCCGUUGGCUGUAUUCUUGCAGAAAUGCUGUCAGGAAGACCACUCUUCCCAGGAACGGACUACCACAACCAACUUUGGCUGAUCAUCGACGUCCUGGGGACCCCUCUAAUGGAGGACUACUCUUCGAUCAAGUCCAAACGUGCCAAGGAGUACAUACGGACGCUUCCUUUUAGGAAGAAGAAGAAUUUUCGGGAUUUAUUCCCAGAUGCAAAUCCCGAUGCAAUUGAUCUUCUGGAGAAAUUGCUCACUUUCAAUCCCAAAAAGCGGAUUACUGUCGAAGAAGCCUUAAACCACCCAUAUGUCUCCUUUUACCACGAGCCGAACGACGAGCCGGUUGCAGAGAAGAUACCUGACGACUUCUUCGACUUUGACAAGCGUAAGGACGAGUUGUCACUAUUGGAAUUGAAGAAAAUGCUCUAUGACGAGAUCAUGGAGCCACUAAAUGUGAAUGGGGCAUAAAUAGAUAUUAUAGCAUCUUGAU